Molecule: messenger RNA, 4566 nt
Organism: Strongyloides ratti
Lineage: Eukaryota; Metazoa; Nematoda; Chromadorea; Rhabditida; Strongyloididae
Product: Protein kinase domain and Adenylyl cyclase class-3/4/guanylyl cyclase domain and Serine-threonine/tyrosine-protein kinase catalytic domain and Extracellular ligand-binding receptor domain and Protein kinase-like domain and Periplasmic binding protein-like I domain-containing protein
Exons: 2
Coding region: 1-4566 (1521 amino acids)
Biological process (GO): protein phosphorylation; cGMP biosynthetic process; receptor guanylyl cyclase signaling pathway
Molecular function (GO): peptide receptor activity; guanylate cyclase activity; protein kinase activity
Source: RefSeq, a predicted model, not a curated record
AUGAUAAAUAAUAAAAAAUUAUAUGGUAUUAUUGAUGAAAAAGAUAAGAAUAUUAUAUAUAGAAAACAACGUAAUACUGAAAGUUCUAUUUCAUCUCAAGGUAAAAAAAUUAUAACAAUUAGUUAUCUUUCUGCCAUAAGUGUUUUUCCUAGAAAUUUAUAUGACUACAUAAAAACAGUCACAAAUUCAUCAAAUUCAAAUAAUUUAUUCAAAAAAAAAUCAGAUAAAUUAGAUAUAUUUUCUAAUUAUAAUUAUGUAUCAAAAUGUUUUAAAGCUGAUUUUGAUGGUUCAUUAAUUUCUGGUGCAUUAAAAUUUGCUAUUGAUGAAAUAAAUUCAAAUGAAAAUUUACUACCUGAUUAUUAUAUAAAAUAUGUAUUUAAUAAUACUUGUGAUGAUGAAACAUUAAGUACAAAAUAUUUUAUGGAUCAUUGGAAAAGUGGUGUAUCUGCUUUUAUUGGACCAGAAAUGAAUUGUAGAACAGAAGCUCAAAUGGCUGCAGCACAAAAUUUACCUAUUAUAGCAUAUAAAUGUAAAGAUGAAGUUGUUAGUAAUAAACUUAAAUAUCCAACAUUUGCAAGAACUGUUCCAGCUGAAAGUGCUAUAGCUAAAACAGUUGUUGCAACAUUAAAAGAAAUGAAUUGGAAAAAAGUAGCUUUAAUAUAUGAAGAAGCAACAAGUUAUAGUAAAUUAGUUGAUUCAAUAAAAUUAAUUAUUGAACAACAAAAUAGGCAUUUAAAAGUUAAUAAUAAAUAUGAAAUAUUAAGUAUUAAUACAAUUCCAUCACCAUUUAGUGAAUUUAAUGAUAAUAAAUUUGAUCAAAUUGUUGGUGAAACAAAAGAUUAUUCAAGAAUUUAUCUUGUUGUUGGUACACCUAAAAUGGGUAGAAAAUUAACAAAAGUUAUGGGUGAUAAAAAUAUUUUAUCAAGUGGUUUAUAUUUAAUACUUCUAGUUUGUCCAGAUUAUGAUUGGUUAAAUACAUAUCAUGCCAUGAAUAAUCAUUUUUUUAGAGAUACAAGUAAAUGGUUAUCAAAAAGUUGGGAUGUUAAUAAUUCAGAUGAUCAUAAAUUUUUAACAUAUGCACAAUAUGUUUUAGCAAUAAUACCAACACCAGUUUCAUUAAAUAAUCCUCAAGUUAAAUUUUUUUGGAAAAAAUGUAAUGAAAAUUUAAAAUAUUUUGGUAUAUAUGGUAAUCCAUUUGAAAAAGAAAUAAAACCAAAUAGACAUGCAUAUUAUUUAUAUGAUGCUGUAAUGUUAUAUGCUAAAUCAUUACAUGAAGUUGUAAAAUAUUAUAAAAAAAAUGGUUUUAAUACUGAUUUAGCUAUAAAAGAUGGUCGAAUGAUAAUGAGUCAUAUAAUAGGAAAAAGAUAUUUUAGUAUACAAGGAUUUGAAAUGAAAAUUAAUAAAAAUGGUAAUGCUAUUGGUAAUUAUUCAUUAAUAUCAUUACAAAAAGUUGAACCAAUUUAUGAUAAAAAUAAUCCUAAUUAUUAUCCUAUAAAAUAUGCAUUAGAUGUUACGGCUGAUUUUGUUGAUGUUGAUGAUGGUUUAUUAACAUUACCAAAAAUGAGAUAUCAUAAAAAAAUUUUAUGGCCACGUACAUCACCACCAAUAGAUGAACCAAUAUGUGGUUUUAUGGAUGAUAAAUGUUCUGUUAAUAUAUUUUUAAAAUAUAUAUGGGCAUUCUUUUUUUUCUUUUUUUUUUGUUUAUUAGGUUCAUACUUAGGUUUUAAACAUUAUUAUGAAAAAAAAUUACGCCUAGAAGAAAUACCAAAUACAUGGAAAAUAGAUAUUAAAAAAAUAGAAAAAAUAUCUAAAAAUAAUGAUACAUUUAAAUCAUUAUUAUUUUUUGAUGAAGAUAGUGGAAUAUUUAGUGAUGAAUUUACAAAAAUAUUAGCACGUUAUAUACCAAAAUCAACAUUUAAAAAAAAUAAAUCAUUAGAAUGUGGAAAUCAAAAAUUUUCAAAAUUAUCUGGUAUUGGUUUAUAUGAAGGAUCAUUUGUUGUUGUUAAAGAAUUUACCUACGAUCAUGAUAGAAAAAUAAUAUCAGAUUCAUUAAAAAAAGAAUGCAAUGUUAUGAAACAAUUAAGAAAUGACAAUAUUAAUAAUUUUUUAGGUCUUCUUGUUGGUCCAUAUUCAAUAUAUGCUGUUAGAGAAUUUUGUGGAAGAUGUAGUUUAAUGGAUGUUUAUAAAAAUAAUGAUUUUAAAUUAGAUAAUUUAUUUAUAAGUUCAUUUAUUGAUGAUCUUGUUAAAGGAAUGCUUUAUUUACAAAAUACUGAAAUUAAAAUUCAUGGAAAUUUAAAAUCAACAAAUUGUUUAAUAACAAAUCGUUUUGCUUUACAAUUAUCAGAUUUUGGUUUAUAUGAAUUAAGAUAUGGACAAGAUUUUAAGACAGAAGAACUUAUGUGGGAAGGUUUAUUAUGGACAGCACCUGAAUUGAUUAAUUUUGAUGAUGUUGCUAGACCUAAACCUGGAACACAAGAAGGUGAUGUAUAUUCAUUUGGUAUUAUAUUACAUGAAUUAGUUACAGGUGAUGGUCCAUUUAGAUUAUUAUCAAAAAAUAAUAUAUGUGCUGCUGAAAUUAUUAAGAAUAUUGUUGAAGAUGAUAAUUUUAGACCAGAUACAAAAUUUUUAAAUUGUCCUAAAUUUGUUAUAAAAUGUAUGAAAGAAUGUUGGCAAAAAUGUCCCAAAUUAAGACCAACAUUUCAAAAUGGUAUACGUCAAUUAUUAUUACCAAUGUUAGAACAAGUUAUGAAAAAUAAUUUAAUGGAUAAUAUGAUGGCAUUAAUGGAUGUUUAUCAAAAUCAACUUGAAGAUUUAGUUGAAAGAAGAACAUUACAAUUACAAAAUGAAAAAAGAAAAAGUGAAGCAUUACUUCAAAGGAUGCUUCCACCAUCUGUUGCUAAUCAACUUAUUAAAGAUGGUAAAGUUAGGCCUGAAUUUUAUAAAUCUGUUACAAUAUAUUUUUCUGAUAUUGUUGGUUUUACAGAUCUUGCAAAUUUUUCAACACCAAUUGAAAUUGUAUCAUUUUUAAAUGAUCUAUAUACAAUGUUUGAUUCAAUAAUUAAAAAAUAUGAAGUAUAUAAAGUAGAAACAAUUGGUGAUGCAUAUAUGGUUGUUGCUGGUUGCCCAAAAUAUUAUAGUGCAAUUAAACAAGCUGAAGAAAUAGCAUCAAUGGCUUUACAUAUAUUAGCAUGUUCUUCUACAUUUGUUAUUAAACAUAAAAAAAAUGAAAAAUUAUCUAUAAGAAUUGGUAUACAUUCAGGAUGUGUUGCUGCUGGUGUUGUUGGUAAAACAAUGCCUAGAUAUUGUUUAUUUGGUGAUACUGUUAAUACAGCAAGUCGAAUGGAAACAACAGGUAGUGGAAUGAAAAUUCAUUGUAGUAUUGAUACAAGAAGUUUACUUGAAAGUAAAGAAAAUUUUUUAUUUGAACAUCGAGGUUUUCAAUAUAUAAAAGGUAAAAAACCAGUAUUAACAUAUUGGUUAUUAGGUAGAUUAGAUUGGAAAGAAGAUGUUUAUUAUUAUAUUGAUUCAAAAAGUGACGAUUUAAAUAAUUCAAAAUCAUGUUUUAUUAAAAAUUAUAAUAAGAAUAGAGAAAAAUUACCAUUAAAGUAUAAUGAUGAUAAUAAUUCAAUAUUUUCUAAUAUAUCAUUAUAUAAAAUAAAAUAUUUUAUGAAUCAACCAAAAAGUAAUUGUGAAUAUGAAUUUUUAAAUGAAGAAUAUAAUAUUGUUGAAUCAUUAAAAAAUUCACAUUCAUCAGAAGAAUUAUCAUUAUAUGAAUGUAGAAAUAAUUAUGAGAAAGUUUUUAAAAAAACAAAAGCAAAUUUAUUAAAAAAAUCUUUAUCUUUUCCAAUAUUAAAAGUUAAAAAACCAUGGAAUGAUAAAAAAAUUAAUUCAUUUAGAAAAUUGACAAAAAAAAGUACUACAAUAUCAACAAUGAGUAUUUUGGAAUCAGUAUUUUCUGAUGAAGAUUAUAAUAAUGAUGAUUCAAGAAACUUAAUAAUAGAAGAUGACUCAUUAGAUUAUGAUGAUGAUAGUGAUUAUACAUACGAAAAUAGUGAUAGUGAAACUUCUUCAAUGUCAUCAUUAAUGGAAUAUAGAAACUUUUCAUAUAAUGAUAAUGAUAUACUUAAAAAUAAUGGUUUUAAAGAUAACAAAAUUAUAAAACGUGUAAAAAGUAUCAAUUAUGAUAGUUGUAAAGGAAUAUCAAAAUAUUUUAGAAAUCCAACAUUUGUUGAAUAUAAAUCUUUAUCAAAAAAUUCUUCAUUUGAUGAAGGGUAUAUGGAUAGGUAUGCAGUCAAUAAAUCCAUACUAAAUGAUUAUAAUGAGUAUGAUCUUGAAGCAGCAAAAAGUUGGAAUAAUUCAACAACAAAAAAUAGCUAUUUUCCAGUACAUAGAAAUAGAAAAUCAGGUAUUGUUAGAAAUGGAAGAAAUAAUAAAGAUAGUCAAGAGACAAAUAGUUUUAAAGAAUCUUUAAUAACAAAAGCAUUAUCAAUUUUUAAUCAACGUAAAGGUAUUCGUAAAAAUAAAAAAUCAAAUUUAUUUAUUAAUGAAGGAGAUUUAACUGACUAA